Salvia splendens (bonfire salvia) is the source of this 1685-nucleotide messenger RNA. RefSeq names its product nucleobase-ascorbate transporter 6. Bases 1 to 1626 code for a protein of 541 amino acids. Gene Ontology annotation, biological process: transmembrane transport. The transcript is spliced from 14 exons. The record is from RefSeq and is a predicted model, not a curated record. Lineage: Eukaryota; Viridiplantae; Streptophyta; Magnoliopsida; Lamiales; Lamiaceae. Gene Ontology annotation, cellular component: membrane. Gene Ontology annotation, molecular function: transmembrane transporter activity.
AUGUCAAACACACCCGCCCCCACCGCCACACCCGCCCCCACCACCACUACCGGCGAUCAGCAUCCGCCUCCUCCGCCUCCGUCCCAUCCGCCCCUCGAGCAACUCCCCGGAGUCCAGUUCUGCGUCAACAGCCCACCACCCCUGUUGGAAUCAAUCUUGUUGGCUUUCCAGCAUUAUAUCCUCUCCCUUGGCUCAGCUGUCUUAAUCCCAACUUUGUUAGUUCCUCAAAUGGGUGGAAGUGAUAAAGACAAGGCAAAGGUAAUACAAACCUUAUUAUUUGUUUCUGGUGUGAACACUUUGAUGCAUUCCCUUUUCGGGACGAGGCUGCCUUCAGUCAUAGGGGGCUCCUACGCCUUCCUCAUCCCCGCGACUUCCAUCAUCCAGUCCAGGAGAUAUGCCACGUUGCAUCCACCCGAGCUGAGAUUUGUACUAACAAUGAGGGGAAUCCAAGGUGCUCUGAUCAUGAGUUCUUGCCUCCAAAUGGUAUUCGGAUUCACUGGCUUGUGGCGAAACAUAACAAGGCUGCUUACGCCUCUGUCCACCGCACCUCUGGUUACCUUCACGGGGCUCGGGCUCUACUAUCUUGGAUUCCCACAGAUAGCUAAAUGCUUUGAAGUAGGCAUACCAGAGCUUGUCUUAAUCCUUGUUAUCUCUCAGAUUCUCCCAAAAUACAUAAAGCUCAAGAGGCCAGUUUUGGACAGAUACUCUCUGCUCAUAUCCCUUGCAUUCGUGUGGAUCUACGCAGAGAUCCUAACAUUAAGCGGCGCAUUCAAUAAGACGAAGCAAUCUAGCUGUCGCACUGAUGGCUCCGGCCUCAUUAGCUCCGCGCCUUGGUUUUACGCGCCAUUUCCAUUUCAAUGGGGGCCUCCAACUUUCAACGGUGGAGAAACCUUUGCAGCGAUGAUCGCUUCAUUUGUAGCUCUCACUGAGUCAACUGGCUCGUUCAUUGCAGCAGCCAGGUACGGUAGUGCAACGCCUGUUCCCCCUUCAGUGAUCAGCCGAGGCGUCGGUUGGCUGGGGAUUGGAACUCUGCUCAAUGCCUUAUUUGGAAGCAUCACUUGCUCUACAGUAUCAGUGGAAAAUGUUGGCCUUUUAGCCCUCACAAAAGCAGGGAGCAGAAGAAUCAUUCAAUAUUCAUCCCUCUUCAUGAUCUUCUUCUCGAUUUUCGGGAAAUUUGGCGCCGUCUUUGCAUCAAUGCCCCUACCGAUCAUCGCAGCAUCCUACUGCAUCUUCCUAGGCUAUGUUUCAUCUGCAGGGUUAGGCUAUCUCCAGUUCUGCAAUCUCAAUAGUUUCCGGACAAAACUGAUACUCGGAUUCUCCUUCUUCGUUGGAAUCUCUCUGCCGCAGUAUUUCAGAGAGAAUCACGCGACCACGGGUACCGGCCCCCUCCACACCCCUGCACGAUGGUUCAAUGACAUGAUCUCUGUGAUGCUGAUGUCCCAUGCGACCGUGGCCGGGUUGGUGGCGCUUGUGCUCGACUGCAGCCUCGAUCGUAGCUCUCAGCAGGCGAGGAAAGACAACGGUUCCUUCUGGUGGGAUAAGUUCGUUGCGUAUGCCAAAGAUGUUAGGAAUAAUGAGUUCUAUAAAUUGCCUGGCAAACUCAAUUCAUGCUUCCCAUCUUUCUAAUUUUUGUUCAUGGUUUGUUUAGUCUUUAGAUGUUUUUCUAACUUGUCAUCUUUUGUUUA